UCAAAAGUUGCAAACUGGGUUUCAAUAUAUCCUCUCUCCCAAAAUUUUUGCACUUUCCCAAGUAACUAUUGUGUGAUUCUUCUCAUUUUCUUCUUCCUGAAUUUUAAUUUCAAAUAGUGCAAAGUCAUGAGUGGUAUUUAAUUUUAAGAAUAUAUACCACUGUGACCAAAGUGCAUGUCCCAAAAGAAAAAUAUAUCCAGCUGUAAAACAAAACUCUGUGUCGGAAGAGGUUUUGAGGUCACCAGAAAGGAUUUAUAGAGAAAAAUGAUUUGUUUUAUGCAAUGGUUGUUGGGGUUCGCUUUUGCUUCACUUCUCUGAGAUCAAGUCCGGGUGAUGGCAAUGUUUUUCCAUAGUCUGGAUUUAGUGAGUCAGAUAUGGCCGCUUCUUGUUAUUUCAAGCUUCAACCCCAAUUGUAUGGUGUUGGCAUAAAUUUGUUGUGGUGAUGAACGUUUGAUGUUGGUAAGUUAUGGAUGUAGUGAUUUGAUGUGGGGAGAUGGAUUUGGAGUUUGAGAAGUACUGCACAUUGGAUGGAAGUCCAAGCCCAACAACGGUGCUUCUCUCCCCCAUCCAUCAGAAACUCGAGAAGAUGAUCUCACGGGAAAGAUCAUUUAGCAACAGCAACUACUUGUUCCGGAGCGAAGACUACUUCACCCAUACAUCAGUAGAUGAUGAUGAGGAUUUGCUUAGGCGGAGUUCCUCCAAUAUGCAAAAACCAGACAGUGGUAAGGAGAGGACAAAGAUAGAAUUCUCACGAGAUAGCGCCGCCGCAUUCUCGUUUGGAAUUGUUGACGCAUUGUGUGGCUUGGACGAUGAUUACGCAGCUUCAUCAAGCCCAGCAGCAGGCUAUAGCAGCGGCAGAAGACUUGGCAAAAAUCUCCACCCUGACCUGUUUAAUCUCAAUGCUGCUGCUGCAAUGUUACCAGCACCUCAUUCGCCUUUCUGGUCAGAAAACAGUGGCUCGAGAGCCAGUAGUAGCAGUAGUAGUAGUCCAAAAGCAGUCCGGUUCGGUCCUAUGAAAAGGCCAUUCGGUAAAAGAAUCAAAUCCCCCAGAAAAGGAAAUAGUGUAUUGGGCAAUUUGGCGGCGGCGGCGGUUGAAUCUGGGGUUGGGGUGCCGCCAAUUUGGGUUACUCCUCCUAUCACAGAAAGCGUUAAUGGGGCGAAGCGAGAUUUUUCAAACAUGGCUUCAUGCUUGCAAGGUGUUCUCAAGCUGGAGAAGAAACGACAUGGCUUCAUUCAGUUUUCAGUACCCUUCUCUGAAGAAGACACAGUUUUUGUGGCCGAGGAGAAGCGGAAUUCAGGGUAUGAGUUCCGUUCUCUUCCUAGUAAUAAUAGAAAGAAUGAGGAUAACCACUAUAGAUUCAAAGAGCCAUCAUCGUCUUUUAUUGUCGGGCAUAUGAGGAUGUCUUGUCGUAUCAAAACAAAACUAAAACACCAUCCGGGAGUUUGUAAUAACAACGACAACAACUUUUUCGUCAUGGAAUUUGUGUUGUAUGACAUGAGAGAAAAUGGUUCAUUUCUCAAAAGUUUAUAUGCUCCUUCCCCCGAUGAUGUUUUAUCUGGGACAGGUAAUAUUGGCCCCAGAAAGAAGGCUCCUGCUCCUGCUGCUAUUCAUAAUGAUGAUCCACCUUUGGAAUUGCGACCGGAGCUUGAACUUGCAGCGAUUGUGAUUGAAUUGCCAUUUGCUUUGAAAAAUAGAAACUGGUGCGAGAACAAGUUGUUGAGAUCUGAGGAUGAUGCUUGUUGCGAAUAUAAUAGUAACAACAACGGUCUGAGUCACGUGAAGAUGAUGAAUGUGGUGCUCCCAUCAGCUGGGGGGCGUCACAGUCUGCCAACAACUGAAAGCCGGGAGGCCCUGCAUCCGUUGAUCGAUAGGUGGCGGCUAGGUGGAGGUUGUGACUGUGGUGGCUGGGACCUGGCUUGCCCCCUAAGAGUUUUUGACAUUACAAAUGCCCAGAUUGGCAAUGACGACGACUCUCCACUCAUAAACAACCAUAAGCCAUUUGAACUUUUCCUUCAGGGAAAGAAAGGCAAGGCACCAGCAUUGACGAUGAUGGCAUUGACGGAUGAUGGGCAACAAUAUGCGGUCAGCUUCCAGCAUGAGUUAUCUGUGUUACAAGCAUUCUCCAUUUGUGUUUCAGUUCUGCACACUACGGAGGCCUUAGCAGCAGGUUCUGUGGAACGCAGGAGAGGCAAAAAUGUAAAAUCCUUGCAGCAAAGAAUGUUUGCCAAUCAUGACUUUGGUAGUUUGACUGUUGGAGUUAGGCAGCAAGAGAAGGCGAAAGGUAGCAGAAAGGUUGACCAAUCUCUUCCUUUAUUUGUUGUCAACCCUCUCUUCUCUUCCAUUGCUCGAAUAUGAGUUUGCAAAUUUGUUAUAUUUUCAAGUCUUGAGAAGGAGAAGAGAAGCAAGGAUGAAUAAUAUUCAUACAAUUAAUUAGUUGAUAGCCUAGGGGAUAUAAAUAUCAUAAUUUCUUUUGCUUUUAGAAGAAUAUCCUAGAUAGAUGUGUUUUGGAGAUAAAAAGGUUGCUUCCUUUAGGAUCCUUUGAUUUAUGUAACAAAAGGGAAGGGGAAGUAUGUCUGACUUUGACUUCCGGAUUUGAAAACUCCAGCAGCACUUGACGUUCUAUGUUUACAUACACAUAUAGAAAAUGCACUUGGUUGUUUGCAGGUUUGUUGAGCUGGAUGAGCGCCAGGGCUUUAAAUGAAC
Molecule: messenger RNA, 2704 nt
Organism: Cuscuta epithymum
Lineage: Eukaryota; Viridiplantae; Streptophyta; Magnoliopsida; Solanales; Convolvulaceae
Source: the annotation of a GenBank genome assembly